AGCAUAUCUCCCUUAAGGUAUUCUAUGCCUUCUUGCAAAAAGUAUCAAAGUGCACACUCCACUCUAAGAUGUCAGCAGCAUGAGUGUACCCUCACGCAGACACCCAACCUACACAAUACUCAACAACCUGUUUUGUGAAAAAAAUCUGCAAAGUUCCAAUGGUCCCGUAAAGAAGUCCAUGCGGGAGAAGGCUGUCGAGAGAAGGAAUGUCAAUAAGGAGCAUAAUAGUAAUUUCAAGGCCGGAUAUAUUCCAAUCGAUGAAGAUCGCCUCCAUAAAACGGGAUUGAGGGGGAGAAAGGGCAAUUUAGCUGUCUGUGUCAUUAUCCUGUUGUUUAUCCUGGCUGUCAUCAACUUAAUUAUAACACUUGUUAUCUGGGCUGUGAUUCGCAUCGGGCCAAAUGGCUGUGACAGCAUGGAGUUUCAUGAAAGCGGCCUGCUCCGGUUUAAGCAAGUAUCUGACAUGGGAGUUAUACAUCCUCUUUAUAAGAGCACAGUAGGAGGAAGGCGAAAUGAAAACUUGGUUAUCACUGGCAACAACCAGCCUAUUGUUUUCCAGCAAGGGACAACAAAGCUCAGUGUCGAAAAGAACAAAACUUCUAUCACCAGUGACAUUGGCAUGCAGUUUUUUGACCCGAGGACGCAGAAUAUCUUGUUCAGCACAGACUAUGAAACUCAUGAGUUUCAUUUGCCAAGUGGAGUGAAAAGUUUGAAUGUUCAAAAAGCAUCUACCGAAAGGAUUACCAGCAAUGCUACUAGUGACUUAAAUAUAAAAGUUGACGGGCGUGCUAUCGUGCGUGGAAAUGAAGGUGUAUUCAUUAUGGGCAAAACCAUUGAAUUUCACAUGGGCGGUAAUAUGGAGUUAAAGGCAGAAAACAGCAUCAUCCUAAACGGAACUGUGAUGGUUAGCACAAGUCGCCUACCUAGUUCCUCCAGCGGAGACCAGUUUGGGAUGGGCAACUGGGUGCGUUACAAGCUGUGUAUGUGUGCGGACGGGACGCUCUUCAAAGUACAAGUGACGGGCCAGAACAUGGGCUGCCAGAUCUCAGACAAUCCCUGUGGAAACACUCACUAGAAGAGCCCGAGAGGUCACCUGAGUGUUCAUAUCAUGACUUUUUUUAAGAGUGUGCAUGCAAGUCAUGUUUUUAGAGAGUUUGCGGUAACUCUCACCUACAGAGCACUACCGUACCUAUUAUGUAAUCUCCAUAUUUAAAAGAUUCUCAGCUUAAAUUUGAAUACAUUUCAUUAAGUUGCACUGAUCUUCAAAUUACAGUUCUAAAGUAAUUAUCAGAUGUGAAUACAAGCAAAAUACAUCUUCAAAGAAGGAUUUUUAAAAUCCCACGGUUCCUUGUCUAAAGGAUAAAGGGCUGAAGCAACCGUUUAUACUCACUGUAAGUACAUUUGGUAAAUGGGGAUACACCCAUUUAAGGGGUUUGAAAGGUGGCGCCGUUAGUAAAUGUUACAUGCUCUGUCUUUUGGCUUCUAAGAGAAUGGUCUCAGAUUUUUAGUGCAUUAAUUUUCAGCUGUGUUCUCAAUGUAAGUGAAAUCAUUAAAGAACGUCACAUAUGUGAUUGGUAAGAAACUAAGGUUUCUUAGUUUUGCACUAGGAUGAAAAUACUCUGUAGAAUAUUUACUUGCUAAGUAUUGAUGAGUAUGAAAUGUUCACAAUGUGGUAGAAAUUGAAACACCAGCUUUGUUAGAUCCUGAUGACAGCUGUCAUUUACAUGACUCAUUCUAGCCACUGUCCCAGGCACUGAGUCUGUAACAUCGCUGAUUCACCACAGCUGUGGAUGUAGGGCUUAUUAUCCCAGGUUUUCCCCUUAGGAAACUGAGGAUCAGAGGAGUUAAGAGACUUACCUUAUGUCACACAGUAUAAUAACUGCCCGAGUUGGGACUGGAGCUCACAUGUGAUUCAAACCUAAAAUGUACCUACCUCCAAAUACUGUGUCCUUUUCACUAUCUGCACUGAAGUCUUAAUAUUUAAAAAU
Molecule: messenger RNA, 1985 nt
Organism: Lutra lutra (Eurasian river otter)
Lineage: Eukaryota; Metazoa; Chordata; Mammalia; Carnivora; Mustelidae
Gene: SGCB
Product: sarcoglycan beta
Exons: 6
Coding region: 80-1072 (330 amino acids)
Biological process (GO): muscle organ development
Cellular component (GO): sarcolemma; sarcoglycan complex
Source: RefSeq, a predicted model, not a curated record